Molecule: messenger RNA, 6166 nt
Organism: Cottoperca gobio
Lineage: Eukaryota; Metazoa; Chordata; Actinopteri; Perciformes; Bovichtidae
Gene: irs2b
Product: insulin receptor substrate 2b
Biological process (GO): insulin receptor signaling pathway
Cellular component (GO): plasma membrane; cytosol
Molecular function (GO): insulin receptor binding; phosphatidylinositol 3-kinase binding
Source: RefSeq, a predicted model, not a curated record
UGACUACGCUCAAAUGAGUCGGAAGAGGGCAGAGUGAUAGUAGGAGGGCGUUUUCUUUCUCUCUCUCUCUCCUUUGAACGGGGCCAUCUCACUCCAGCAUUCAUCCCGUUUCCACCAAUAAGCCCAAUGAGCUGAGUGCGAACCGCCCACUGUCGGUGUGUGUGUAUUUUUUUCUCCUCCUUUCCGUUCCUUUUUUUUUUUUUUACACAGAGGUGGAUGUGUAGAUCGUCACAUGUUGUUUCCCCUCUACAGUCCGGACACUAGCAGACAUGUGUUAUUUAUUGCUUAGCUGUGGGAGAAGACGAACGCUCGCGCAACCGGCUCUGGAAAUAGAGGAUUAAAAUAAAGAGCGUCGUUUCUUCAGCAACUCGAGGAAAGGAAGCAUUGUGUCUGAUAGCGAAGGACACGAGAAUGGCGAGUCCGCCAAACACGGGAGACCAGCCGUUAUUGCCAAGUAAUACGAACGCGAACAACAAUAUCAGGAAAUGCGGAUAUCUAAAGAAGCAGAAACACGGACACAAGCGCUUUUUCGUUUUAAAAGAGUCGAGCGAAGGUUCCCCUGCCCGGCUGGAGUACUACGAGAGUGAGAAGAAAUGGAAAAACAAAUCGGCCGCCAAGAGAGUUAUUCCUCUGGACUGCUGUCUAAAUAUCAACAAGAGAGCAGACGCAAAACACAAAUAUCUUAUUGCUCUUUAUACCAAGGACGAGUAUUUUGCCGUGGCGGCAGAAAACGAGCAGGAACAGGAGAGCUGGUACCGGGUACUGACGGAUUUAAUGGCAGAGGGGAAAGUAUACGACGGCUCUGCGUCCUCGCUGGUUGGCUUCGACGAGGCGAGCUACGGUGUAAUAACGCCGGUUACCGCCGCCUACAAGGAGGUCUGGCAAGUAAAUCUGAAAUCCAAAGGCCUGGGACAAAGCAGAAAUGUGACGGGAGUGUAUAGGCUCUGUCUCUCCAGCCGUACUAUCAGCUUUGUCAAGCUGAAUUCAGAGGUUGCCUCCGUCGUUUUACAGCUGAUGAAUAUCCGGAGGUGCGGUCAUUCUGACAGUUUUUUCUUCAUUGAGGUUGGUCGAUCUGCAGCCACGGGUCCGGGGGAGUUCUGGAUGCAGGCUGAUGACUCUGUGGUCGCGCAAAAUAUCCACGAAACGAUCUUGGAGGCGAUGAAAGCCAUGAAGGAGCUGUCGGAAUUCCGUCCGCGCAGCAAAAGCCAGUCGUCUGGUACAAACCCCAUCUCUGUCCCCUCACGGAGGCACCUGAACAAUCUCCCCCCCAGCCAGACCGGGCUUCCCCGGCGGUCGCGCACCGACAGCAUGGCUCUGACCUCUCCUGUGAGCAAAUUUUCCUCCUGUCGAAUACGCACAGCCAGCGAGGGCGAUGGCAGCAUGGCACGCCCCAUGUCAGUGACUGGCAGCCCCCUUAGCCCAGGGAUCCACCGGACCCUCCUGAGCAGAUCUCACACAAUUUCAAUGCGCCCAUGUCGGACAUUUGAAUCUUCUUCCCUCCAGCACAGUAAGUCCAUGUCUAUGCCCCUGUCUCCUUCCCCACCCAUAGCCUCCCCUAGCCUAGGGAAUCUGUCCUCCUGCCCAGACAGCAGUGCUCCUCGGCCCUCCAGCUGCAGUGCCUGCUUCUCAGGCUCCCCCAGUGAUGCUGGUUUUAUAUCUUGUGAGGAGUAUGGCUCUAGCCCUGCGGACGCACGGGACCUGAGGCUACCGCUCUCCCUCCGAAGCAACACUCCAGAGUCUCUCAAAGCUGACACUCCCCCCUCCCGGGACGGCAGUGAGCUUGAUGGUUACAUGUUGAUGGAGAGGCAGAAUGGUUACCGCCGGUUACCGGAGCUGGACAAGGCUUAUCGAAAGCGCACAUACUCCCUCACUACCCCCCGCCAGCAGAGGGGUCCCCCGCAAGUAUCUUCAGCCUCCUUGGAUGAGUAUACUCUUAUGAAGGCCACUUACAGCAGUGGAAGCCAGCCUUCUCGCAGGUGUCACACAGCCUCCCCUAAAGGGAUCUAUCCUGAGGAUUACAGGGACGUUCAGAUCAACUUUAGCAAUCUCCAAGGUGACAGUGGCUAUAUGCCCAUGAUGCUAGGUGUGGCACCACAUACACCAGGGUCCAAGCAUGACUUCUACAUGCCCAUGAGCCCCAUGUGUGUUUCUGCUCCAAAACAGAUUAUCAACCCCCGUUCACACUCUUCAGCGGGACUGGCCCCACAUAUAGACUCUCCUGGGAGUGUUUCUCUGGAGGACAGUGGCUAUAUGCGGAUGUGGUGCGGAACCAAGAUGUCAGUGGAGAGCACUGAUGGAAAGCUCACCAAUGGAGAGUACCUGAACUUGUCUCCAGUUGACCCAUUGGUGUCUCUCACACCCCCUGAGUACAUCCUCAGUCCUACAGGGGGAGAUCCCCAUCUCCAGCAUCAUCACAGACAGCCUUAUUUUUACAGCUCUCUACCACGCUUACUUAAAGGUCAGUUGCAGCGCAGCGGGUCCACAGACAAAGAUCAGUAUGUGCUGAUGAGUUUACAGAGAGAGCGGAUAGAAGAGGAGUCAAACUAUUGUCCUAUCUCUCCAGGAGACUCUGUGGCCAGCAGCUCUCUGGGGACACCAAGCACCCCUUCCUCUGCCCCAUCUCCUGUCAGAGUGGCUCGGGUAGAUGGAGGUCUUGUACAUCGGAGUAAGGUGAGUCGGCCCACCCGCCUGGCUCUUGAAUCCCUCAGAACACUACCAUGUAUGAGCGAACACCCGCUUCCCUCAGUGCCACGGAGCCCUGGAGAGUACAUCGACAUUGACUUCAGUAGUGCUACUCGAGACCUGCUGGAAUCUACAGUGUCAGAGAGCUCUGAGUCCUCUGUGAGUUUUAUAGUGCAGAGAGGGGAAUCCCUGCCACUCUCAGACUAUGCUAAUGUUGACGUCAGCUCCCCGGGUCACCUUGGCUCACACCAACAGGGUUCCCUCCCUGCAGGGUGCCUAAACCACACACCUGAAGUGUUGACGUGUCCUAGUCUGGUGAAUGCCCAGCAGAACAUACAGAGAGUCGAGAAGGGAGAAGAGAAAAGAAGCAUAGAGAGACAGGCAGAGGAGAGGGGGAUGGUAGAAGAAUAUCCUCUCCAACAGCAGGUGAGCGUGGUGUGUCAGCCUGCUCCAGUCAAGGAUGACUACACUGAAAUGUCUUUCAGUCCUCCUGCCCCUCUACCUGCUCUCUGCUCCACUGAUGAUGCCCCCCUCCCCACCAGCCUUACUGCCUGUGUCCAGAGACUCAGCCUUGAGAGCAGCCUUGUGGAUGUGGUGCUCCCUGUGCCAGUGGAGUCUUUUCUCCUGGGGGGUCCUUCGUUAUCUGUCCCCCUUGUGGAUCCACACAGAGGGGCCAAAGUUAUCCGAGCUGACCCUCAGGGGCGCCGGCGGCACAGUUCUGAGACCUUCUCCUCCACCACCACUGUCACACCAGUGUGCCCAUCCUUUGCCCACGACACCAAGCGACACAGCUCUGCCUCUGUGGAGAAUGUAUCCCACACUGUUUGCAGCUCUGAGGGCUCUGACGAGGACAAUGGCAGCAACAGCCCCAUGUGCAGGGAGAUGUCAGCUGGUUAUCAAAAUGGACUUAAUUACAUUGCCUUAAACUUGAUGGAGGGAAGCCUUGGAGGAUCCAGGUUAGGGGGCUGUGAUGGACUCCUGAGGUUCAAGACGACAGCCUGUGGCUGUAAAGGGGGCAUGAAUGGUUUCAACACUAGUCCCUACGCCAGCAUGGGAUUCAAGGAGACUGCUGCUGCUGUUAAAGAAUGAAGGCUGAUGGGUCCUCCCACACCUCUCCUCCCUCCUUUUCCUGUAAACACAGGAUUUCACUGCAGCUAAGUGACAAGGUCGCCACAGCGACAGCUGGACCAUGUGCUGCAGUCGAUGUCCUUUGACCUCUUAGCCGCCUUCGGGGGUCGCGGAGAAGGCCAUCACCAUGGCAACACGAACACUUGAACCUCGCCCCAUAUCUGCCCCAAAAUUAUCCUGCAGUGUAUUGUUAUUUUACUUAUUAUUAUUGUUAUUAUUAUUGCCAUUCAUACAUUUUCAGCUGGUCUUCUUUUGGUUUCAGCCAAUAGUUGCCAGAUACUCUCACCUGAAAACCUGUGAACCAAACUCAUAGUGAGAUCACAGUGUGCACACAUACACAACAAACCUUCAUGCAUACAGAAUGCAUAUAUUUAUUUAUUUAUCAUGUAUGUAUGCAUUUAACGAAGUGUGUGUGUGUGUGUGUGUGUGUGUGUGUGUGUGUGUGUGUGUGUGUGUGUGUGUGUGUGUGUGUGUGUGUGUGUGUGUGUGUGUGUGUGUGUGUGUGUGAAUGAGAGAGAGAGAAUUUGUACUUUUACAGAUUGUACUGCAAAAAGAGGUGGCAUUUAUUAACACAUUUAAAAAUAAUAGUUAACAGUUGCUCAAAAAAUAAAAAUCCUACCUCAGUAAAAACCAGGUUGGUAUCAAUUCACACGGUAGAAAUAUAUAUAAAAUAUUUAUUUUCAGAGGUGAAUGUUAAAAAAAAAAAUCACCAAUCCAAAGCCUUACUCUAGCCAUCAACCUCCGUCUGAUGGAGCUUUUAAGUUUGGACCUAUAAACACGCAGUAUAUCAAAGAUUUAACCGAUCACCUUAUAGACUGAAUGUUCAUCAGAGCCGAAUGAGAGAUUAAGUUCCAUCUCUCCCACCUUACAUUUAUGACUAGAUUAUGUAUUAAAGAUUCAGAGUAAUAUAUUUAUUAAUAUGCCUGGGAUGGAGGAUUCAUACACUAACAGAAUACGCAGAGGACUUUAGAAGAAUACCUGACAUUGCAUCACACAUGCAUGCAGGUGUCACACAUCCAAACAUUGCAUCAUGAACCAGGUCCAACUGGACCUGACCACCAGAUCUGUGGCCUGUCUGAGCCCAAGUCUCACCUCCUUUACCUACUCAGCCACUCUUCACCCAGUAUAUCCUGCACAGCCUGCAGGAAGUUAUGACCUGUCAGGAAAAGGGACGGGGACAUGAAUGUUUAAAGUUACGCAAAGUAACUGGACAGCUCAGAAUCUUUUUCUCACCUGAUUUUUCACCUGAUGCCUCAUUGAGGAGCUCUGUCACACCACACGGUUAGCUGGCAGGUGCAGGCAGCGCUGGGCGAUCUGGCAUAUCUGACUAGUUGUUCAAUGAGCCGCUCGAUAGCUUGAAUCCACUUCGAGCUGAGAGAGAGCCAGACGAGACCAAUGGAGCUAAUGCAUGGUCUUGCACUUACAAACUUUCUAGAUUGUAACACAAGACACAUUGAAUGUAGUACAUGCUGUGUUCCGAGCUUGGGAACACACAACCCAACAAACACCACAGGAACUGCAACAACAACAAUACAAUAUGCCGAGGCACUGAAUCAAAACUAUGACGCAGAUACAAGCCGAAUAAAAGAAACAAACCAGGGCAAGUAUCUCUUUAUUUAUCUGAAUUCACUGGUACUUAACCGUUGCCUAUAUACUGUAAAUAGUGCGGUGUUAACAGAGAAUUACAUUUAAGCAAACGCUGAGAUACUUUGAGAAAUGUUAAGUUAACUUAUGUUGUUUGUACUGUACAUAGUAUGUGUUUGAGUGAACUUUCUGAUAAAACAAAAACACUAAGUUAUAUGCUAACCAGUAUGGUUUGGCUUUGAUUUUGUUUUUUUUUUCAAACUGUCAUGGGAUGGUCUUGUGAAAUGGAUGCCACUAUGAGGACAUUUUCUAAUGCUGUAAUUCUAAAAAAAAUAUUUGAAUAGAUAUCAUUAAUACUUGACAUAAUUAAUUCUUGUUACUUAGGUACAACACAAAUGGCAUAUAUUUACAAAGACAUACCAAAUGUAUAAAUACUGUUAAUAAUGUUUGUUAAACCUUACAUUUUUUGCUGUUUGUAAAAAGAAACUCCUCCAAAUUUGAAAUGAAAAUGUUUUUGUGUUUGUUUUUUGCUAAUCGAGCCUCUUGGUGUUUUGAGCAGUGUUUUGCAUUUGGAUAAUGUUUCAUGUUUUUAUUCAGCAUCUAAAGGUUACGAUAUGGGCUUAUCUUGCUGUGUCUUUCAUUGUAAAUAUUUCAUAUCCUGCAUAUUGCGAUGCUACUAAGAGAUGAUAAUUUAAACUUAGUUCAUUGCUUUAGAUUGUAUUGAUUCUUUAUAGACACAUGCAAUAAAUAAUGAUGUUAUUUAAGAAAGUCA